AUGUCCCCAAAUGGUGAUAUCUAUAGUUAUGGGAUCUUGUUAUUGGAGAUGACGACAAAGACGACGUUAAAAGAUUCAAGGAGGAAAUAUAAAAAGGCCUUGUAUCUACUCCAUCAAGGCAUUGAUGAGCCAAGUUUUGAGAAGAUUUCAGCAGCAACAACCUUUGAAGAGGCAUGGAGUAUUCUUCGCAAUUCACACCGUGGAAUUGAGAAGACGAUCAGAGUUCGACUCCAGGUGUUACGUGGCGAGUUUGAGAUGCUGCACAUGAAUGAGAAUAAGUCAAUUUUUGAGUACUUUAACAGAACAUUGACCAUUGUUAAUCAGAUGAGAAGAUAUGGAGAGAAGAUGGAAUUUCUUCAAGUGAUAGAGAAGAUUCUCCGAUCACACAGUCCCAAGUUCGAGCAUGUGGUUGUAGCAAUAGAAGAGUCCAAGGAUCUCAGUACCAUGACCACCGAUGAGUUGAUGGGCACACUUGAGAUUCAUGAACAAAGGAUCAACAAGAAGACUCCCUCAAGUACUCUAGAGCAAGCCCUUCAAACAAAGUUGUCUUUCAGAGAUGACAGAAACGAGCAAAGGGGGACAUCAGAAAGAAGCCGAGGAAGAGGCCGUGGUUACAAUAACCGAAGUUCUGGUUUUCGAGGAAGAGGCGGAAGAGGUCCAGCCAGAGAAGGAAGAAACCAACCACACUUUGCUCCAAGAGGAAAAGCAAGAGGUAGAGGAGGUGGUUACAACAACCAACCAGGCUUUGAAAAAAGCAAUGUUCAAUGUUACCAGUGCCACAAGUUCCGGCAUUACAGCAAUGAAUGCCGAAGUAGAGCAACAACAGAAGCCGGAGAGCAAGCAAAUUUUGCCGAGCAGGAAACAAACAAAGUUGGACCUACAGUCCUAUUUGUUCACCGUGGAGACACUAAAAACCAAAACAAUACUCCAGUGAAAGGAAGAGGUAAUAUUCUGAUCAAGCUCAAGAAUGGAGAUCAUGAUUACAUCUCCAAUGUUUAUUAUGUUCCUGCCAUGAAGAACAACAUUUUGAGUAUGGGACAACCCCUAGAGAAACGAUACGACAUCAGCAUGAAAGAUUGCCAUCUUACCAUCAAAGACAAUCAUGGUGAAAGCUGCAUUCUUGGCAAGCAUCACAGAACUAGCUUUGCCAAAGAAGUGAAGUGGAGAGCAACAAAGCCGCUGGAGCUAGUGCACACUGAUGUGUGUGGUCCAUUGAUGCCAAUGUCAAGUGGACAUAAUAGAUAUUUUCUCACCUUCAUUAAUGAUUAUAGCCGGAAGACAUGGGUGUACUUUCUGAAAAGAAAGUCAGAGGUGUUCUGUAUCUUCAAAGAAUUCAAAGCUUUUGUAGAGAAGCAAAGCAUCUACUACAUCAAGACAUUGCGAUCAGAUCAAGGUGGAGAAUAUACAUAA
Molecule: messenger RNA, 1410 nt
Organism: Camellia sinensis
Lineage: Eukaryota; Viridiplantae; Streptophyta; Magnoliopsida; Ericales; Theaceae
Source: RefSeq, a predicted model, not a curated record